Messenger RNA from Scomber scombrus (Atlantic mackerel), 6797 nucleotides. It is a transcript of the gene zmiz1a, whose product is annotated as zinc finger, MIZ-type containing 1a. Gene Ontology annotation, molecular function: SUMO ligase activity; zinc ion binding. The record is from RefSeq and is a predicted model, not a curated record. Gene Ontology annotation, biological process: regulation of transcription by RNA polymerase II; protein sumoylation. NCBI's taxonomy places the organism in Eukaryota, Metazoa, Chordata, Actinopteri, Scombriformes, Scombridae. The transcript is spliced from 24 exons. The coding region runs from base 331 to 3612 and encodes 1093 amino acids.
GAGAGAGAGAGAGAGAGAGAGAGGGUGAGAGAGGAGCACCGUAAACACGAGGUGUGGAGAAACAAUAACGCGGAUUUGCCUCUGAGGUCCGAGCUGAAAAUCACCACUUAAGGAGGGGUCAGCGAGGGACUGUGCGUGAGGAAUACAUGAAGGGCGGGGUGGGGGAGGGGGAGGCUAACCACAGCGGCUGUACCACCAAGGUCAGAGUUCACACAGACUCGCUCUCUGAUUGAUGAGGAUUAAGAAACGGAUUUUGCCUAAUAGGGAACACAGGAACAUCCUCAUCUGCUGAGUACAGAACUUUAAUGGCGUCCCGGUAGAGACAUCAAGAUGAACACGUUACCAUCAAUGGACCGGCAUAUCCAGCAGACCAAUGACAGGCUGCUGUGCAUCAAACAGCACUUACAGAACCCGGCCAACUUCCACUCAGCAGCCACAGAGCUGCUAGACUGGUGCGGAGAUCCCCGGGCCUUCCAGCGACCUUUUGAGCAAAGCCUCAUGGGAUGUCUGACGGUGGUGAGUCGUGUCGCUGCUCAGCAGGGGUAUGACUUGGACCUGGGCUACAGGUUGCUGGCUGUAUGUGCCGCCAACAGGGACAAAUUCACUCCCAAGUCAGCAGCCCUGCUGUCGUCGUGGUGCGAGGAGCUGGGUCGUCUCCUCCUGCUGCGUCACCAGAAGAGCAGGCAGAACGAAUCGCAGGGAAAAGUCCCUAUGCAGCCCAGUAUGAACAGCAUGAAGCCCGGCCUCACACACAGUGAUGGAUCCUUUCCCUAUGACUCUGUCCCCUGGCAACAAAACACUAACCAGCCCCCUGGGUCAUUGUCUGUGGUUACAACAGUGUGGGGCGUAACCAAUACAUCACAGAGUCAGGUGCUGGGUAACCCAAUGGCUAACAGCAAUAACCCCAUGAAUCCUGGGGGUAACCCUAUGGCAUCGGGUAUGUCUGCCAGUGCAGCAGGCCUCAACUCUCCCCAGUUCAAUACUCAGCAGCAACAGUUCCCCACAAAAGGAGGCUCCAACCAGCCAUACAUGCAGCCAGGCAUGUACGGCAGACCUGGCUACCCUGGAGGUCCUGGGGGAUACAGUGGGAGUUAUUCUGGAGGCCCUAACCCACCUCCAGGAGGUAUGGGGAUGACCUCCCACUCACGUCCUCCUGGUGACUUUGCACAGCCAGCUGCCGCCGCUGCUGCUGCCGCUGUCGCUGCUGCCGCUGCUACGGCAACAGCCACAGCAACAGCCACUGUGGCAGCUCUGCAGGAGACCCAGAAUAAAGAUAUGAACCAGUAUGGGCAGAUGUGUUCAUCGUUCCAAAUGGGCCCAACUCAGGCUUACAAUAGCCAGUUCAUGAACCAGCCAGGCCCACGAGGCCCCCCUGGAGGUAUGAAUCCAGCCAGCAUGGGAUCAGCUAUGAACAAUCCUAAUAUGAGUGGGCCUCCCAUGGGCAUGAACCAGGCUCGAACCCCAGGCAUGGGACCUUUUGGUGCUCAUGGCCAAAGGAUGCCUCAGCAAGGCUAUACCGGAGGACCUCGACAAGGCAUGCCCAUGCAGGGGAUGAAAAGGCCAUAUCCUGGGGAGGCAAGUUAUGGAGGCCAGCAGUACGGGCCUAACAGUCAGUUCCCACCACAGCAGGGGCAGUACCCCACAUCAAAUGCCUCCAGGCCGCUGCCCUCUCCUAACUACCCGGGACAGAGGAUGCCAGGGCAGCAGGGCCAAGGACAAUACCCACCUGGCAUGCCCAUGGGCCAGUACUACAAGCAAGAGCCCUUCAAUGGUCAAAGCACCAACUUCUCUGGUGGUGGAUACUCCUACGGCCAAGGAAAUGGGCCCCCCAGGCCGGGUAACUACCCUCACUCGCCAGUCCCUGGAAACCCCACACCCCCUAUGACCCCAGGAAGUAGUAUUCCUCCGUACCUUUCGCCAAACCAGGAUGUGAAGCCCCCAUUUCAACCCGACAUGAAGCCAAAUAUGACAGCACUUCCGCCCCCUCCAUCUAACCCCAAUGAGGAGCUGCGGUUGACGUUCCCAGUCAGAGACGGGGUGGUGCUGGAGCCUUUCCGCCUGGAACACAACCUGGCUGUCAGUAACCACGUCUUCCACCUUCGACCGUCCGUCCACCAGACCCUCAUGUGGAGGUCAGACCUUGAGCUCCAGUUUAAGUGCUACCACCACGAAGACAGGCAGAUGAACACCAACUGGCCCGCCUCCGUCCAGGUCAGUGUCAACGCCACGCCCCUCACCAUCGAGAGGGGGGACAACAAAACCUCCCACAAACCCUUGCACCUGAAGCACGUCUGCCAACCGGGAAGAAACACCAUCCAGAUAACCGUCACUGCCUGCUGCUGUUCCCACCUGUUUGUGCUGCAGCUGGUCCACAGGCCAUCUGUGCGAUCCGUCCUCCAGGGGCUCCUAAAGAAGAGACUCCUUCCUGCAGAACACUGCAUCACCAAGAUUAAGAGGAACUUCAGCAGCGUAGCGGCCUCAGCAGGCAACACCACUCUUAACGGGGAAGAUGGCGUGGAGCAGACGGCAAUUAAAGUGUCGCUGAAAUGUCCCAUUACCUUCCGGCGCAUCCAGCUACCUGCACGAGGGCAUGACUGCAAACAUGUCCAGUGCUUUGAUCUGGAAUCCUACUUGCAGCUCAACUGUGAGAGGGGGACAUGGAGGUGUCCUGUAUGCAAUAAAACAGCAUUAUUAGAAGGUCUGGAGGUGGACCAGUACAUGUGGGGAAUCCUAAACGCCAUUCAAAAUUCAGAGUUCGAGGAAGUCACUAUAGAUCCAACAUGUAGCUGGCGACCUGUCCCCAUUAAGUCUGAGCUACACAUCAAAGAGGACCCUGACGGACCACUUGCCAAGCGCUUUAAGACCAUGAGCCCCAGUCAGAUGACUAUGCCCAAUGUGAUGGAGAUGAUAGCCCAGCUAGGGCCCGGCCCUGGCCCUGGCCCAGGACCUGGUCCUGGCCCUGGACCAGGUCCCAGCCCCUACCCCCCUCACCCAGGUCAACAUGGUAGUGGCAACGGGGUAGAUUACCCAGGAGCAGGCAAUAGCUACCACGGCCAAGGGAACUUUGACUUCCCUCACGGAAACCCUGCUGGUGGUGGAGUUGGAGGAGGUGGAGGCGGUCCCCCCAUGAGUGACUUCAUCCAUGGCCCCCAGCUCUCCCACCCUCCAGAUGGACCUGGUGGUCUUCUCUCCCAAGACAAGCCCCUCAGCCACGGCAUGAAUGAUGCAAUGUCCCAUCCCGAUCAGUCACAUAACUCCAUGCAGCAGAGCUUGCAUGCGUCUCCCCACCCUGGCAGCCAAACAGGGCCGCCCUUGCAUCACAGUGGCCAGUCAGGGCCGCCCUUGCAUCACAGCGGCCAAUCAUCGCAGCCGCCUCGCCAGUCGCAGCCGCAGCCUCAGCAGCCUGGGCAGAACUGUCACCCCCACAGCGAUCUGAACUUUAACCCUUCCUCAGAUGGGCAGAUGGGUCAGGGAGCCCAGGAUAUGCCUGAACCCUCCCUGGAUCUGCUUCCAGAGUUGGCCAACCCAGACGAGUUACUAUCGUACCUGGAUCCUCCCGACCUUCCCGCCAACAGCAACGAUGACCUUCUCUCCCUCUUCGAGAACAACUAGCCCCUCACCUCUCCUUCAAACUCUCCUCUCACCUACAGGAGUCAUGACAUGUUUGACUGUCCGUCCACACACGUCACUGACCUCCGAUCGACAGUUCAAGCAGCUUCCUGUGCUCACACAAGCACACACAUACACACAGUCUCUCAACAGAUAAUGUGUGACAUAGGAGCACGGCUGAAAAGAGGCACCUGUAUGGGAACUCCAAGGGAGAAGGCAGGAAUGCCACUCAUCCCCUAAACUCCCUUUUUGUCCUCGUGUAAAGAUUCCACUCACCAGUACCACCGCCUCUGACUCUAAACACACCAUUUACAGCCAUGUUGGCGGGCACUAAAGUGAUAUUAUAUAUAUACAUAUAUGAUAUUUGUGACUUUUCAACUGAAAACUGUGCAGCUAUAAUCAUCAUGUGUGAACAACACGGAGGAGACAGGAGCCUUUGUGAGCUUGAGGUAAAGUGUUGUAGCUUUUUAUUUUAUAUUAUUAUCAUGAUUUUCCUUUUGUGAAAAAAGACAAGAAUCUGAGGGGGAAAAACAUCAUCUUUUUAAGAGUGUUUUUAUCCUAUUUGAAAUGUGUUCUUCCAAAACUUUGGCACAUGCCAUGCCCUUUGACCCCUUAUUUCCCUGUGUGUGUGUGUGUGUGUGUGUGUGUGUGUGUGUGUGUGUGUGUGUGUGUGUGUGUGUGUGUGUGUGUGUGUGUGUGUGUGUGUGUGUGUGUGUGUGUGUGUGUGUGUGAGAAAGUUGACUAACUGGAACUCAGCACGACCUCAUCAGAAUCAGAGCAGUGAAAGGAUGAGCUUAAAUGUCCUCGAGUGUCAACAGAGGAAAACGAGCGCACAUUGCGCAAUCUAGUGUGUGAGUGAUUGUGCGCGUGUGUGUAUUUGUGUUCUCUUUGGUUUGCCUGCGAGCGUUUGUAAAAGGCAGCGGGGAGAGAAAGUUUGAGACAGAAAAGGGAAGAAAAACAUUGAAUAGAAGAACGAGAAAACAAUCCACCUUGAGAGCUGUCUCAGUCCUCUUUUUUUUUCUCCACUGGGUCUGCAGUCGUUCUUGUGGUAUUUAUUGUAACAUUUCGCUCUUCCUCAUCCAAUUCAGCACCAUUUUGUGCAUGUGUGCCAAUGGCUCCUGUUGUCUUUGUUCAGCCUAAAUGUGCUCGAUCAAAUCGUUUUCUCACGUCUUUAUAUUUAUUAUUUUAUUUCAAACUCAUGUUUUUUUUUUUUUAAUUGUUGUCCUUUUAUUGUGUGUUUUAUCUUUGUCCCACAUUAAGACUAAUCAAAUACACAUCACCAAAGUUCUUAUGCUUUUUGUAAAGGGUUUGGGCCUGGAAAGUAUGUUGGUAUAACAUCUUACAGACAUCUACAGAAGUUUUUAAAUUACUGUAUUUUAUAGAAAGCAUCUGUGUGAUUUUAUUGACCUUUCCUUUUGUUGUUACUGUUGAACUGCAUCCAGUUUUGGGGAAAAAACAUCCUGCAUGAUCCAACAGUGUUUCCAGAGCUGUUGUAUGUACCCUUUGUGAAUACUUUGUGACUGUACAGUACUGUACCUAUCCAUGACUGGCAACUACACGGUACUGUAUGUCUGUUAAGGACUACACACACUCUCACAAACACACGCACACAAUCCCCAAUAACCAAUCCAAUAUUGUAAUGAAUAGAUCCAAAUGCACUCUCACUGGCCUUUUGUUGAGUACCUGUGUAUUGGUGUACGGUUUUUCCAUCACGUUAUGGCAACUCAUCAGUGAAAAGGAAGAUUUGAAUUGCUCAGCAGGCAAGUUAAAAAUGAGUAAUUUUUUAUAUUAUUUUUUGUUUUUUUGUAUCUAAAAACAUGUCAUCUUUACAUGAGCUGAUUUUUCUGUGCAAAAAGAUUGUUGAUUGAUGCAGCUUAGAGGUCCAAAUUAUCCCAAAAAUAUUUGUUUAAUAUUAUUGGAACAUCCUCGUUAUUUAAAGUGAGAAUUUGCAAAUGUCCUUCAGAUUGUUUCGAGGCCUAAUAUGAACUUUUGAUAACCAUACUUUGCAAAAAUGUGUGAACGUGAUUCAUGUAUUUUCAUCACAUUUUAUAUUGUUUCAAGUUUUAAGUUAUUAUUUUUGUCCAGUGUUUUUAAUGACAGAUAUAAUUUGGUUUACACAGUUUUAUGCAGUAUAGUCAACUUAAAAUAUGCUGUGUGUUGGAAGCUAAAAAGUUCCCCAGUUUGAGAUUUGUAAUCCUUUAGAAGAACCAAAUAUGUCUUUACUGGUCUUUAAAGUUGAUCAAAUCACCUGCAUAUGACACAGCUGAAGGAUCAGACGUUGUUUUUCUCUGUAUGUUUGUUAAAGACAAUGCACUGCCGCAUUGGGAUAUUUUAUCUCCCUACACAUGGCGUAACUGUAACCUUUCACAUCACUUCUAGAAAUUUGAGCGAUACAAAUUGGUACUGUCUGAUUGCAGACAGCGGAAAUUCAUUUGAGGAUUUAAAAGAGAAUGCAAUUAACAUUGUAAAAUGAAAUGUGGGGGAGCCUUCCUCCUGUUUGCAUUACAAGGGGAGAUUGUGGCAAAGGAUGGGGUGGGGAUGUAAGGGAUAUGUGUAAAUAAUGUAAAUGACAAAUAGAGACACAUUAACAGAAAUGUAUUCAUUUUCUCCAGGGGGAGUGUGCAUAGUGUAUUUAGAAUUUGUAAAGCUUGCAUCCUCCUGUCAGACAUUGAAUUGGGAAAAUGAGUCGUCUGUGUUUGAUUGCGUCUGUGCAGACCUCUCUAACCACGCCUGUUCAUUUAUGUAAAAUACUUUAUGUACCCCUCCACGCGGGGUUUCCAAGAAAAAAGACAAUUUUCCUUUGUGUAAUAUUAAACUUCUGUGUAUUUCUCUAUUACCUGUGUACUUUAUAAAGGUGCUACAAAAUUAUUAAAACCUUUUGAGGUAUAAUUGGGACUUGGAGACAUUGAGCCUUGAGUGGCUCCUAGGGUUUGUUUCCAAAUUUACAGUUUGUAAAAAAAAAAAUUGUCAAAUUUAUCAUUUUUAUGCAAUUUGGCAAAAUAUGCUAUAAAGGUACAAUCUGAAGUGAUUGGCACAACAAGUGGCAGUUGUCUCUUUGGUUUUGUACAUUCUAUGUACAAUCAUUUCAUAUUCUAAACUGGUCAGAAAAACAUUGUGAUUUUUAGUCUUGCAAAUCUGUAUGUAGUUAGAUGACGUGACAUCUUAAUAUUUAUCUAAUAAAUAUGUAU